Molecule: messenger RNA, 1287 nt
Organism: Closterium sp. NIES-65
Lineage: Eukaryota; Viridiplantae; Streptophyta; Zygnematophyceae; Desmidiales; Closteriaceae
Source: the annotation of a GenBank genome assembly
AUGGACGUCAGCAGUGGCGGUGACGGCAUCGGCGUUCCCAAGGAUUCGGCUGUGGUGGUUAUGGAAGACGUGCCGUUCAUAUCGGAGCCGCACAUGCACCGCGCCGCCCUCGCCAUUAUCGCCCUCGGCGGAACCUCAGCCUUCGCGCUCAGCCUCGCCGCGCAGUUCACACGGAUAUCGACGUAUUCGAUUCUAACAAAUCCCUGGGGCGCGCUGUACUGCAGCUACCCUCCCUCCGUCGCCACGUGGCUCGCCGUUGCCGCCAUCUUCGUUCUGCUCUUCACCGAGGCGUUCACUCUGCUGACGGGCGGGUUCACGUGGGCUCGGCCGCUGUUCACACGCCACGUGGGGCGCGGGGAGAUGGCACCCACUGUGGGCCGCCGCUCCCACCUGCAGCUCGCCCUGCUGGUGUUCAACAUGUCAGUCGCGGGGGGAGGUGGAGGGGGAGGGGAGAAGGGGGAUUGCUGGGAGGACGGGUGGUUUGAGGAUGCUUUGUGGAGGUCAGCUCCCGUCCUCUCCUUCUUCUAUUGCCGAAGUUGGGUUUCCCCACGCUGCCUGUCUAUCUCCUUCCUCGUGGCUUUCUUGCAUCCCUACCUCUCAUCACUCCCCAUCCCAGCAUGCAUCCACUCCUGCCCCCCUCCUCGGCCGCCCUUCUCCCUCUCAAUCGCAUGUCUCUUUUCCCCUUCCAACCAGCCUCCCCCCCGCGCUCUUCCCCCGUCUCCGCCUUUUCCCAUCAUCCCAUUCCCCCUCACGGCCACACAUCUACAUCCGCACGCCCUCCCAUCCCACCCUCCCUGCAGCCUCUUCUUCCUUGCAUCCGAAGGGCUCCUGAUCGCAGCGGCCGUGGAGAACUCGUUCCACAUCUCCUCUGUACCGUACUCCACCGACAUCAACACCAUCAUGUACUGCAGCACCGUCAAUGAGGCCGUCUUCAUCUCUGCAGCUGUGUUUGCUGCGUUCUCCGCCGUUCUCAUGGUUGCUUAUUACAUUCUGGCGAUCAAGGCGAGCCAGGACACGUGGCUGCGGCACUAUGAGCCCGCGCCUAUGGUGGUCGAUAUGGAGGCGUUUGGCCGGGACGCUGCGCGGACCACUGUUGCGAGUAUUCACGGGGAGAACGUGGGGGGAGGGAGGAGCGGGAGGAAGGGUGGGAGGAAGGGGGGGAAGUCGGGGAAGGGCGGGAGGAAGAAGGAGAGUGGGAGUGGGGAGGGUGGUGCGGAGGCGGCCGGUGGGGAUGGUGGUGAAGUGUCGGUGCGCCGUGUGGCGUUUGCAACACCGCCGGCGAACUGA